Messenger RNA from Diaporthe batatas, 1324 nucleotides. RefSeq lists its product as uncharacterized. Gene Ontology annotation, cellular component: cytosolic large ribosomal subunit; ribosome. The record is from RefSeq and is a predicted model, not a curated record. The transcript has 3 exons. Gene Ontology annotation, molecular function: RNA binding; structural constituent of ribosome. Bases 243 to 845 code for a protein of 200 amino acids. Lineage: Eukaryota; Fungi; Ascomycota; Sordariomycetes; Diaporthales; Diaporthaceae. Gene Ontology annotation, biological process: ribosomal large subunit assembly; cytoplasmic translation.
GCAAGUCUUUAGCGCGGGUGUGCUAGUGAAACUAACCGGUGAUACGUGCCUCCGUCCACCGAUCGCUUGCUUUGUCAUCUCCCGGAAACCUGUGGCAGCCGCACCAAGUGGUUUUCUGGAUUUUCUGGCUUAUCGCGAACCCGACCCGCCCCCCAGCAACACUUCUCCAGACGACGACGACAGUACCACGUUUCGUUUCUUUUCCUUCUCGCCUUCACCACUAACCCUUCCAUCAAUUCAAAAUGUCGGCGAAGGUUGAGUCCAAGAAGUUCGGCAAGGGCACCCGGUCGGUCCCUCACCACUCCGAGAAGGCCCAGAAGUGGUACCCUGCUGAGGCCGAUGCCCAGCCUCGCAAGGUCCGCAAGGCCGUCCGCGCCUGGCAGCCACGCAAGUCCCUCCAGCCCGGUACCAUCCUGAUCCUCCUCGCCGGCCGCUUCCGUGGCAAGCGCGUCGUCCUCCUGAAGAACCUCGACCAGGGUGUUCUCCUCGUUACCGGUCCCUUCAAGAUCAACGGUGUCCCCCUGCGCCGCGUCAACUCCCGAUACGUCAUCGCCACAUCCCAGAAGGUUGACCUGGCCGGAGUCGACGAGAAGAAGAUCGAGGAGGUCGGCCAGCCCAAGUACUUCGUCGGAGAGAAGACCAAGGAGAAGGCCGGCGAGGAGGCCUUCUUCAAGCAGGGCGAGAAGGCACAGAAGAAGGAGGUCUCCUCCACCCGGGCAGCGGACCAGAAGGCGAUCGACAAGUCCCUGCUGGCCAACAUCAAGAAGGUCGAGUUCCUCGCGAGCUACCUGGCCUCCUCCUUCAGCCUGCGCAAGGGUGACAAGCCCCACGAGAUGAAGUGGUAGAUUAUGUCAAGCUGUCGGUUGGUUGGGAAGGGGGCGUGGCGCACGACGACACACCAAGAACACCCUCCGGAAAAAAGAUGAAACUUUGCUUUUUAGGGAGGGGUUUACAAAGCGGCAUUCGUGGAAAUCGGAAUUAGGGAUGACCUACGGCUAGGCCACUUGCAUCUUCCAUGUCGAAGAUUUCGGUUCAUUCGCGGCGUCUGUAAUGAGGGAAUUCUACCAAACAUCACAAAAAAACCAAACAGAACCGGUCAAACCAAAGUUUCGGUGGUCCUGCGUGCCGAGCUUUUCACGAAUGAGGACAUGAAACGAAUUUUGACAAGAGGGGAAGAAAAGGCCCGAGAGAAAUCUGGUUGUGUGUGACUGCGAGUGUGAUAUAGAAGGGCGUCCAAACAAACUCCUCUCCUGGAUGUGUGAAUUCCGGUAUUGGUACUGAGCAUCUAGAGAUAUCCCCAAUCCAAGACGUGUGCACGUCGGAA